Colias croceus (clouded yellow) is the source of this 1251-nucleotide messenger RNA. It is a transcript of the gene CPG8, whose product is annotated as glycine-rich cell wall structural protein 1-like. The record is from RefSeq and is a predicted model, not a curated record. The coding region runs from base 61 to 1203 and encodes 380 amino acids. The transcript has 2 exons. Lineage: Eukaryota; Metazoa; Arthropoda; Insecta; Lepidoptera; Pieridae.
CGAACUCGGAACAGAAAACAAGCAGCUUCUGAGGUGGCUACUGGCGAUUAGCUAAAAGCCAUGGCGUUUGUUGUUAAGACAGUGUUUUUCGCCGCGCUGGCAUACAGCGCAAGUGCUGGUUAUUUGUCCGGUCACGGCUCUGACUCCUAUGUAUCAUCAGCUUUGAAUGCCCCAUCUGCGUCAUACGGACCACCGUCAGCAUCUUAUGGACCACCAGGUCCUGGUCCUUCGGGCGCAGAUCUUAGUGGCCCGGGAAGCAUUGGCGGAGGUUUAGAAGAGCACCAUCACUCUGUCGUCGAACAUGGCCCAGCUAUUAACGACCAUGGUCCUUCUUUCAACGACCAUGGCCCAUCUAUCCACGACCACGGCCCUAUUGACGGUGGCUUCAGCGGUAACUCCGGUUUGAACGGCGGUGUUGUUGGUGGUCCCUUGAACGGUGGAUUUGUUCCAUCUAACUUUGGAUCUGCAGUCGACGGUGGGGCUAUUUCUGGACAAGGAUUUGGUGUAGGCGGUUCUGGUUAUGCUGGUUCUGGUCCCGAGGGUUCUUCGAUUGGAUCCGAUUUCGGUGGUUCAGCUAUUGGAGGUGGAGUUAUUGGAGGCCCAGUUGUAGGAGGUGGCCCUGUCGGAGGACCAGUUGACAUUUCUGGUCCUGCUGUAGUCAACGGUGGUGCUGUUAUUGGACAAGGAUUAUCUGGGCCCGGUGUCGUAACUAACGUCGCUGUUGGUGCACCAAGAGUGAUCGGAACAAGUGUGACUGUUGGUCGCCCUGAUGCUGCUUCAACGAGGUACGAGCUCCAGUCCGUGGUUCAGAACAUCGUCCGCCGUAUUCCUGUUGAAGUUACCCGUCACGUCCAAGUUGCCGUCCCUCAGGCCGUACCUGUUCCAGUGCGCCAAGAAGUCAGAGUGCCAGUUCCACAACCCUACCCCGUCCACGUUGAUGUUGUGAAGCACGUGCCUUACCCAGUGUACAAAACACACCACGUUGAAGUUGAAAGACCUGUUCCAGUUGAAGUUGUCAGGAAAGUGCCUUUUGAGGUCAUCAGGAAAGUCCCCGUCCCCGUAGAGAGGCCCUAUGAGGUCAUCAAGAAGGUUCAUGUGCCCGUCGAAAAGCACGUCGAAGUACCAGUUCCCGUCUGGAAGCCAUACCCAUUACACAUCAUCAAACACGUCACUCACUACAAGAAAAAGAGCUGCUGCUGGUAAAAGGAGAAAUUGAGUCGUUUUCGUGCCAAAUAGUCAAUAGCCUGUAAA